AUGGUUCUGACUCUGAACUUUUGUGAUUCUAUCCUUCCUCAGUUGCACAAUGAGGACGAUCCCUCUGAAGGGGCCGCCGGCGCAGAGCCGUCCACAUCCUCCCAGGCCGCUGCCGCCUUCGCAGGCAUCAGCAACCCCGCGGUGGAUACAGAAGCUCCGCCUCCUUCUUAUGCCAGCGUGGCGCUCGGAGCAACAGCUGCACCAGAGAGCACAUUUCCGGGGGACUUUCCCGUUCCUCCACCAUACAGCAUUGCCACGUCUCUGCCCACUUACGAUGAGGCAGAGAAGGCCAAAGCGGCAGCCAUGGCUGUCUCAGCGGUGGAGGUCAUUCCACGAGUGAGUAUCUCAUCGGCCUACGCACCCACACGUUCUGCAGAACCAAAUGCCAAGCCCUCGAUUCGCACAACUUUCCACUGCAGCUUCGGUACAGUCCAAAAAAAUUCCCUCAAAGGAAAUACAUUGCUGUACAGCUCUGUUGUGAGCUGCGGUAUCAGUGUGGAGCCGGGCUGGGUUACUACCAAAGGCGUAGAGAGCACAUUUCCGGGGGACUUUCCCGUUCCUCCACCAUACAGCAUUGCCACGUCUCUGCCCACUUACGAUGAGGCAGAGAAGGCCAAAGCGGCAGCCAUGGCUGUCUCAGCGGUGGAGGUCAUUCCACGAGUGAGUAUCUCAUCGGCCUACGCACCCACACGUUCUGCAGAACCAAACGCCAAGCCCUCGAUUCGCACAACUUUCCACUGCAGCUUCGUGGCCUUUCUGUUCAACUGGAUUGGGUUUUGCUUGUCUUUCUGUUUGACCAACACCAUUGCUGGCCGAUAUGGUGCCAUCUGUGGCUUUGGCCUCUCUCUUAUCAAAUGGAUCCUCAUUGUGAGGUUUUCAGAUUACUUUACUGGAUACUUCAAUGGGCAGUACUGGCUCUGGUGGAUUUUCCUUGUUCUUGGACUCCUGCUGUUCUUCAGAGGGUUCGUGAACUACCUGAAAGUGCGUAACAUGUCAGAAAGCAUGGCGUCUUCACUCCGAACCCGCUUCUUCCUCCUGUACUAGAGGUCGCCUCACCAAAACAUUCCUUCCUAAUGUGAAAUUCCUUGAUGAUUUGCAACCCAUCAAAUGAACUGGACUGGAUCCCACUGAGGGGAAGAGGAAGAAGAGAAAAAAUAAAACCGGUAUCUCUGUCAAACGUUCUGAACUGAACUUGGUAAAAGCGGAAGGUUUUUCUGUGCUCUGAACGAGUGCAAAUCCGCUCCAGUUUUCACAUUGUAACUCCCAGUUGGCCUCAGCCCAUAAACGUCUGGUUGAUUACUAGAUUUGGACAAGACAAAAAAAGUCACUUUACGCUUAAUCUUUCCACACACUGCAUGCGGAGUAAUGGAUUUGUGUACUUGGGUCGGGAAAAACUGCAAAAGAUCACUAGAAAUAUGCAGCCAAGACAUCCUACGCAAUGUCUUUUACCAAACUGGGUUAGCAGUCUUAAACAUAUGAAAUUAGACUAGUUUAAUUCUCUUUGCUUCGUUGCAUCCAAGGCCUUGGCAAAUUUGAUUGCAUUGCAGUAUUAAUAUACCAAGUUUAGAUAGAAUUUGACGCGUAACUUUAGCUAACGGUGAUGUAAAGUACAGUUGCACAGUUUCUCUUCUUCUUAAGUUAUGUCUCGCUUAACUUAAUAGUAAAUGAUUAAGAAACUUAAUUGAUGUGUUUCAAACUGGAAAUGGAAUUUGUACUUAUCCUAAAAUAUAUAAUUACCUUUUGCACCUUCAGUUUUCCCCCCUCUUUUUAUAGGUUUUUUUAAAGUUGUGACUUUGCUCAAGCUGUGACCUGCCUAGAUGACUUUAGUUACUUGAAUGCCUGAAUGCAACUGUCAUUUGUUUCUAUUAAUCACAAGCCUCUUUAGCAAUAUCGGAUAUUAAAAGAAAUGCAUGGUUAACUCUGUUACAGCAGUUUAAACGACUAAUCCAGUAAACAAACAACAACAACAAA
This is a messenger RNA of Sinocyclocheilus grahami, 1971 nucleotides long. Its product is annotated as NEDD4 family-interacting protein 2-like. Gene Ontology annotation, biological process: vacuolar transport; positive regulation of protein ubiquitination; ubiquitin-dependent protein catabolic process. The record is from RefSeq and is a predicted model, not a curated record. The coding region runs from base 1 to 1044 and encodes 347 amino acids. Gene Ontology annotation, molecular function: WW domain binding. The transcript has 9 exons. Lineage: Eukaryota; Metazoa; Chordata; Actinopteri; Cypriniformes; Cyprinidae. Gene Ontology annotation, cellular component: Golgi apparatus; perinuclear region of cytoplasm; endoplasmic reticulum.